Chaetomium strumarium is the source of this 573-nucleotide messenger RNA. Its product is annotated as cytochrome b-c1 complex subunit 9. The coding region runs from base 96 to 290 and encodes 64 amino acids. Lineage: Eukaryota; Fungi; Ascomycota; Sordariomycetes; Sordariales; Chaetomiaceae. The record is from RefSeq and is a predicted model, not a curated record. The transcript has 5 exons. Gene Ontology annotation, biological process: mitochondrial electron transport, ubiquinol to cytochrome c.
CUCGCAGUGCAAACACUCGGAAACAGCUUGCAGCCUAUCCCACGCACCACGGUCGCGGUACCUGCCCUUCAACUGGGAUCGUUUAUACCUUCAAGAUGGUCGCCAAAACAAUCUACGACGCCUUCUUCCGAAGGAACUCUGUCAUGCUUGGCGUCGUCUUCGCCGGUGCUUUCGCUUUUGAGCUCGGCUAUGACAACAUGAUGAACAGGGUCUGGGACAACAUCAACCGCGGGCGCCAAUGGAAGGACAUUCGACACAAGUACGUUCAGGGUGGGGAUGAUGAGGAAUAAGCAGACUUGGGCGAUACCACAAAGCGGCGAGUAAACUGGGUUGAAGAGCGAGGUCUGGAUGCUUCGACCGUGUACAUUUCGUUGUACGGAGGAGGGCUUGGUAGAGAAUAGAUCAUCGGUCGGAGACAUUAUCUGCUUACAGCAAUUCGAAGGGUUCAUUGACAGAACGGCUCCGACCUUUACUCUUCGGGCCAUGAACUGCCACAAUCUUUGGGAUGGUACCUUAUGCAGUGCAGUGCCUUGCUAGUUCUACAACUUACCUGAAUACUUACGGUGCUAGGAC